Necator americanus (New World hookworm) is the source of this 480-nucleotide messenger RNA. RefSeq lists its product as uncharacterized. Bases 1 to 480 code for a protein of 159 amino acids. The record is from RefSeq and is a predicted model, not a curated record. The transcript has 6 exons. NCBI's taxonomy places the organism in Eukaryota, Metazoa, Nematoda, Chromadorea, Rhabditida, Ancylostomatidae.
AUGAAUGAGCAACAACUGGGCUCCAGCACGCGAUCGGGACAAAUGGAAGAAUUACUGGUGCCCGCUCGACCAGUUCGAAGACCAAUUGGAGUCAAGCAAUGGUUGGCUUCGAAAGAGUGUGGAACUUGCUCAAAACUUAUAAGGCGAGGGCAUGGUAGCAAGAGCAGUAAGGAGAAUCUUCUUACCUUUAUCUGUCAGCAUGCUGAAGGGAAUGGGACUUACUCGCGGGAACUAAAGCAGCGGUAUAAGAACAGCAAACGUGUUCAGAAACAUUCCCAUUACUUCGCCAAGGUCCUCUUCCGCGGUGACGACGUGCCAUUGGAAACAGUUCGGACAGUGGCAAAGCCGCGAUCGACCAAAUGGAUAAUCGGAGAAAAUCCACAAAAACAGCCCCGUAUUUGCUACAUCACGCAAUAUUGUCACCCGACAUGGAUUAGUAGAUAUCAGGAUCUGCGAGGACGAUCGCGCAUCAUUAAGUAG